Messenger RNA from Nematolebias whitei (Rio pearlfish), 1020 nucleotides. RefSeq names its product C1q and TNF related 9 (gene c1qtnf9). The record is from RefSeq and is a predicted model, not a curated record. Lineage: Eukaryota; Metazoa; Chordata; Actinopteri; Cyprinodontiformes; Rivulidae. The coding region runs from base 1 to 1020 and encodes 339 amino acids. Gene Ontology annotation, molecular function: protein binding. The transcript is spliced from 3 exons.
AUGUCACAAAUCAGGUUUGGGAUUACUCUGGUGCUGGUGCUGCUGGCUGUCCGAUGUGUUGCAGAGGAGUCGACUCAAGCUAAAGGCUGUGUUUGUGGAUACCCGGGUAUACCAGGCGAUCCAGGACACAAUGGGGCACCUGGCAGGGAUGGCCGGGAUGGACUCAGAGGGGAUAAAGGGGAUCAAGGUGAAAUUGGCCCUGUUGGACAAGCAGGUAACGAUGGUCACAAGGGAGACAAAGGAGACACUGGUGCAACUGGCCCAGCAGGGCUCAAAGGAAAAAGAGGUGACAAUGGAGAGCGGGGGCUUCCAGGAAAAAUGGGACCCCAAGGUGUGCAAGGGCCCAUUGGACUAAAAGGAAAUAAGGGGGAGCUUGGGCUUCCAGGCCCUAAUGGGCCUAUAGGAGACCUGGGACCUCCUGGACCAGAGGGUCCAAAGGGGGAAAUUGGUCUUCGUGGUGACAGAGGUUUUCAAGGACCUCUGGGACCUCCUGGCAAGCCAGGCCCUAAGGGAGACAUUGGUGUUCCAGGUUACAAAGGAAGCAUUGGUUACCGUGGAGAACGAGGUACUCGAGGAGAGAAGGGAGAUCAGGGUGAAAAGGGAGAGUCACCCAUCAUCCCUAAAAGCGCCUUCUCGGUGGGACUUUCAGCUCAAACUAAACUCCCAGCAUUCAAUGUGCCGAUCAGGUUCGACAAGAUUAUUUACAACGAGCAAAAUCACUACGAUCCACAAACAGGAAGGUUCACCUGCGCCGCAGCGGGCGCCUACUACUUCACCUACUGCAUCACAGUCUUCUCCCGGAACGUGAAAGUGGCCCUUGUGAAGAACGGGGCCAAAAUCAUCCACACCAUGGACAACUACCAGAGCAGCGAGGACCAGGCAGCGGGGGGUGCCGUGCUGCACCUGGAGGUGGGGGACAGGGUGUGGCUGCAGGUGGCAGGAGGAGAACUGUUCAACGGGCUCUUUGCUGAUGAAGAUGAUGACACGACUUUCUCUGGGUUCAUAAUAUUUGGAGCUUAA